GGUUCCAAGGAGAGAAGAAUGCGGCGCUGCCUCGCUUCCCGUGCGCUUGCGACCGUUUUCAUCUUUUUCGGCUACUUCGACCACAACAACAACAACCACCACCACCGCUUCUUCUUCUUUUCUUCUUCACUUCGCACCCCGUGCACCCACACUCUCUCUACCACCGCCACCACGCUCUCUCCGUCGUGCCCUCAUCCCGCCGACAGCACCACAUCCUUUGCAAGGCUACUCCGUCACCACUGUCAACACACACACACACACACGACAUUCCGCAGCUUCACCCCCAGCACCAGUCAAGCAGCACCAGCAGCAUUCCUUGCGCCUUGUCAAAGCAACACUCAGCAUUACUGCACUGCAAAGCAUCACUUGACGUGACCCGGUCGCCGCCCUCUAUCCAUACAGAAGCACUUCCAUAACCCCGCAUCGUCAUUCAUCAUGAAAGCUGGUCUUCUUACCAUCGCGGCCUUGACUGCCGUCGCCUCUGCCCAGGUCCACCGCCGUGGCCACAGACACGCUCGUCGCGGAGAUGCCGUCGAGUACCACCAGGAGGUGCAGAUUGUGACCGCCACCGCUCCUGGCGCCAUUGUCUACGUGGAUGGCAAUGGAAACCCCGUUUCGACCGACUACCCCGGUGCUCCUGCCCCGACCCCAGAACCAUAUGCGCCACCACCACCUCCACCAGCAUAUGAGGCCCCACCAGAGCCACCAAAGGCUUCCACCCCCGAGCCACCAGCAGCGCCAGCUCCUGCACCAGUCGAGCCACCAAAGGCCCCAGAGGCUCCCAAGGAACAGAGCCCAGCUCCGCCUACGUACCAGCCUAAGCCCGCUCCAGGCGGUUCUUCCGGCCAGGGCAUCGUGUACUCUCCAUACAACAAUGAUGGAACCUGCAAGUCGCAGGAUCAAGUCAAUGCCGACUUUGCCAAGAUCAACGGCUACGGAAUGGUCCGUAUCUAUGGCACCGACUGUGACCAGGUCAACACGGUCAAGACUGCCGCCACCGCCAAGGGCAUGAAGCUCUUUGUCGGUAUCUUCGACAUCAACUCGGUCCAGGCCGAGGCCGACAAGAUCAUCGCCGCUGUCAAGGGUGACUGGAGCUCCAUUGACACAGUUUCCGUCGGCAACGAGCUCGUCAACGCCGGUGGAAGUGUCUCUGCCGUCGUCGCCGCUGUCAACUCGGCCCGUUCGAUCCUCAAGGCCGCCGGCUACUCGGGUCCUGUGGUCACUGUCGACACCUUUGUCGCCAUGAUUGCCAACCCCGAGCUCUGCCAGUGCUCCGAUUACGCCGCUGCCAAUGCGCACGCUUUCUUCGAUGGCGGUCGCACUGCCGAGCAAGCCGGCGAGUUUGUGCUCGAGCAGUCGAAGCGUGUCGCUUCGGCCUGUGGUGGCAAGAAGGUCGUCAUCACUGAGAGUGGCUGGCCAUGGCAGGGUGCCACCAACGGCGCCGCUGUCCCCAGCAAGGAGAACCAGAAGGUCGCCAUCGACAGCCUGAAAUCCAAGUUCCCCGAGAACAUUUUCCUCUUCACCGCCUUUGAUGAUCUCUGGAAGGAGAACAACGCCGCCACGCACGGUGCGGAAUGCUUCUGGGGUUUCGUCGAGCAGUCCGCAUAGAUGCCUUGUCUCUGUCACACAGUCAGCCAAAAUCAUGCAUAUGCACAGCAAUAGAAGUCCCAGGAAACGAGAUAUGGGUGCAAGCACGCCAUUGUACAGAGGUCCCUUUUUGCACUCUCUGCUGCGAUUGAGAAGCAUUUGCAUCGGAUGGAAGGGAAGGGAAUGGUACCGGGAAUCGGGACCAGGGCGUUGGAACUCUUUUUUUUUUCCUCUUCUCUCACUGCAAGAGUCUGUUUCCAGUCGAGACUCCAGUGUCCGAGCGCAGUGCUGGUCAUGUGCCUAGUCCUGACAGUAUGAUAGAACUAGCCUGUGCCUCUUCAACGAAUGCCAUGUCACAGAUUCUCAGCUUCACACUUUUUCCACCACCAGUAGAAUGGAGAGUAAGCAUGAUG
Molecule: messenger RNA, 2000 nt
Organism: Sphaerulina musiva SO2202
Lineage: Eukaryota; Fungi; Ascomycota; Dothideomycetes; Mycosphaerellales; Mycosphaerellaceae
Product: glycoside hydrolase family 17 protein
Exons: 2
Coding region: 436-1608 (390 amino acids)
Biological process (GO): cell wall organization
Cellular component (GO): fungal-type cell wall; cell surface; extracellular region
Molecular function (GO): glucan endo-1,3-beta-D-glucosidase activity; 1,3-beta-glucanosyltransferase activity
Source: RefSeq, a predicted model, not a curated record